Aedes albopictus (Asian tiger mosquito) is the source of this 785-nucleotide messenger RNA. It is a transcript of the gene awd, whose product is annotated as nucleoside diphosphate kinase. The record is from RefSeq and is a predicted model, not a curated record. Gene Ontology annotation, biological process: UTP biosynthetic process; CTP biosynthetic process; GTP biosynthetic process. The transcript has 2 exons. Gene Ontology annotation, molecular function: nucleoside diphosphate kinase activity. The coding region runs from base 67 to 573 and encodes 168 amino acids. NCBI's taxonomy places the organism in Eukaryota, Metazoa, Arthropoda, Insecta, Diptera, Culicidae.
UUCCCAUCAUCAGCAUCAGCAGCUAGCGAGCGGAGACGGACGAACAUUCCGUGUUGUGCAUUUUAUAUGAUCGGAUCGAUCCUUGCAUUUUUCUCAUUGUUUUCAACAGCCAUGGCCGCCAACAAGGAACGUACCUUCAUCAUGGUCAAGCCGGACGGUGUCCAGCGGGGACUCGUCGGCAAGAUCAUCAAGCGCUUCGAACAGAAGGGCUUCAAGCUGGUCGCCAUGAAAUUCAUGUGGGCCGAGAAGGAACUACUGGAGAAGCAUUACGCCGAUCUGUCGGCCCGCCCGUUCUUCCCCGGACUGGUGAGCUACAUGGGCUCUGGCCCGGUCGUCCCGAUGGUGUGGGAAGGUCUCGGCGUCGUCAAGACCGGCCGUCAGAUUCUGGGUGCCACCAACCCGGCCGAUUCCGCCCCCGGAACCAUCCGUGGCGAUCUGUGCGUCCAGGUCGGACGUAACAUCAUCCACGGAUCGGAUGCCGUUGAGUCGGCCAACAAGGAAAUCGCCCUCUGGUUCACCGAAAAGGAACUGGUCGCGUGGACCCCCGCCAGCGAAGGAUGGGUGUACGAAUAAGCGUUGCGCCGAUUGUCCGUCGCCUUAUUCUUACGCUAGAACUCCAUCACUACCUUAUUAAAAAAAAGUACUGAAUUAAGAGCAUUUUUAAUCGAUAAGAAAGUGAGCAUUCGUCGUCGUGGUGUGGUUUUACAAUGCAAGUGUUGUACAAUCUACGCGAAAGGUGAACCAGGUUGAAACAAUAAAAAAAUGAUAAAAUGCAGGAACGAUAA